CUUCCCGCCGCGACCUCACGCAGCCGGGUUGAUCGCACCUUCUUCCUGGCGGCAGCUCCGCCUUUUUACAAGGCCGGGGAAGGGGGGCGUUAACCAUUUCGUCUUUUGCCGUGUAGGGUUUUUGGUUUUUUAAAAAAGCACGCGAAUCUCUUAGAGACUCUUCUGCUGUGACAUUUAGGCUUCCGCUGUUUGGAACGGUAGCGCGGUGGCUUGAGUGGGUGGCCAAUACUUGACAUCGCCUGUAGAGUGUUCAUCUGGCAGUCUCUGAAGGCAGGGCCGGUUCCUGGUUGUUGGAGUUCCUCUGGGCAAUGUGCCUUUGGUAGAUCCCUGUCCUCGUCUCUCCAGCGGGCCCGAUCCUCCCUACUACACCACCUAAAGAGAAAGGAUAAGUCAAGAUAAUCCAUUUACUGAAAUGCCUAGACUCCAGUCAUGCAGAGUCCACCAGGCCUCCAAAAUUAAACACUUUGGGUUCAGCUUCCUUAAAGUUUAUUUUGAAAAUAAAAGCAUUUGCAAGUGUCCCAAUCAUCUGAAGGUGUCAGGCAUUAACUAUCUGGACGGUAAGCAUUAAACCAGGGGAUGUCCUUAAUGGAGUACUAUUUCUGACACCUGAAGUCUAAAGUCUGACCUUGCCAGAUGGAUAUAUGGAAGACAAUGAAGAUUUAGUGGAGUCAGAUUAUUCUUUUAGAGUCAACUUGUUGUUCUGCUAGGGUGCCCGGUAUUUUUUUAAGCAUCUCACAAAGAGGUAAUGCAUGUCUCUUAAAGAUACCUGACCUUUAGCAACUUUUUAAUACCUAUCUGGACUUCACCAGCAUUUCCCAUGUUAACAGUUCUGAGCAUGUUUUACUACAUUCGCCUUCAGCAACAAGCCAGGACAGCUUCAAGGGGAGAACUUAUGAACAAUCGGAGAGCUGUUGAAUCAAACAGAACUUUACCUAUUGAUGUUGAAGUAGUCCAAUAUGCCAAAGAAGUGUUGGAUUUCAGUUCCCAUUAUGGUAGUGAAAACAGCAUGUCAUAUACCAUGUGGAAUUUGGCUGGAAUUCCUAAUGUAUACCCUAGCUCUGGUGACUUUACACAGACUGCUGUAUUUCGAACUUAUGGAACAUGGUGGGAAAUGUGUCCCAGCGCACAAUCACCAUUUAAAAGGACACCACCGAGUUUCCAUAGCCAUGAUUAUGUAGAACUUGCUUUUGAUGAACCAGUUUAUCCUACAGCAAUACACGUUUUGGAAACAUAUCACCCUGGUGCCGUCGUUAGGAUUUUGGCAUGUUCUGCAAGUCCUUAUUCCCAAACUCUGCCUACUGAAGUAAGAUGGGAUAUCCUUUGGUCAGAGCCGCCUACCAAGGUAAAUUCACCUCAUGGACGUCGGUUUACACCCAGUAUCAAACAGAUAAACUUUCCUACAAACCUAAUUCGUCUGGAAGUAAACAGUUCCCUUUUGGAUUAUUACACUGAAUUGGAUGCAGUAGAAUUACAUGGUUUAAGAGAGAGGCCUGUGCUUUCAUGUAAUACUUCAUUGAUUGAUAUGAAUGAUCUGGAUGAUGAAGAAGAUGAAGAGAGAAAGAGCUGCAGCAUGGACAGUCUUAAUAAGCAGUUUAGUGCUGCUGCCUUCAAGGAAUGGACAACUAAUGGAUACUUUGAUAAAUUGCCUUAUGAGCUCAUCCAGUUAAUUUUGAGUCACCUUGCAGUCCCAGAUCUAUGUAGACUAUCGCAGACGUGUAAGCUACUAUAUCGGCAUUGCUGUGAUCCUCUACAGUACAUUCACCUCAGUUUGAAACCUUAUUGGGCAAGGAUAAAUGACACAGCUCUGGAAUAUCUACAGUCUCGUUGUAUCCUUGUCCAGUGGCUGAAUUUAUCUUGGACAGGAAACAGAGGAACCAUUUCUCUAUCUGCUUUUAGCAGGUUCCUAAAGGUUUGUGGUUCAGAACUAGUGCGCCUAGAAUUGUCUUGUGGACAUUUCCUCAAUGAGGCUUGCUUGGAGGUUAUUGCUGAGACAUGUUGGAAUCUUCAGGAAUUAAAUCUCUCCUCCUGUGAUAAGCUGCCACCUCAAGCUUUCAAUCACAUUGCCAAAUUGUGCAACCUUACACGUCUAAUUCUUUAUCGAACAAAAGUAGAGCAAACAGCACUGCUCAGCAUUCUGAACUUCUGUUCAGAGCUUCAGCACCUCAACCUGGGUAGCUGUGUAAUGAUUGAAGACUAUGACACAGUUGCUAGCAUGAUAGGAGCCAAGUGCAAAAAACUUUGUACACUGGAUUUAUGGCGAUGUAAAAACAUUACUGAAAAUGGAAUUGCAGAGCUAGCUUCUGGUUGUCCACUGUUGGAGGAGCUUGAUCUUGGAUGGUGCCCAACACUUCAGAGCAGCACUGGCUGCUUUGCAAAACUUGCACGUAAACUCCCAAACUUGCAAAAGCUAUUUCUGACAGCCAACAGGUCUGUGUGUGACUCUGACAUAGAUGAACUUGCCGCAAAUUGUAUUAAUCUCCGGCAGCUUGAUAUUUUGGGCACAAGAAUGGUAAGCCCUGCUUCUUUAAGAAAAUUGCUGGAGUCUUGUAAAGAUCUUUCCUUACUUGACGUGUCCUUCUGUUCACAAAUUGAUAAUAGAGUUGUCCUAGAACUGAAUGCCAAUUUUCCUAAUGUGCUCAUCAAGAAGAGUUUCACUCAGUGACUCAGUUCAUAUGCUGCUAUAUGGAAUUGAUUUGACAAUUUUGCUUCCUGUGAAUUUGUGCUGACUUUUUUCAAAGAAAAAAUAUUCUGUGAAUAAUAGGAAAAAGUUAACUCUUCUUGACAUGAAGGUUAAAUGACAAAGAUGUAAAAUGCGAUGACCCAUUAUUCUUUGUACGGAUUCCAGUUACUGUACUUGGCCAGUGGUCCUUCAUAUCUGAAAUGGAAAAAAAUCAUGUAAUUGUAAGGUGGCAUACAUUUAAAUGCAUAUUAAGGAGCGUUCAAUGUUACUUGGAUAUUAACAUUAAAAUCAACUUGUAGCACUAUCAAGGAAUGAAUGAGAGAACUUUAUUUUAAGUUUUAGUAUUGGUCUCUAAGGUAUCUCCCAUUGUUUUUAACUUCAGUCUUGAUACAAGAUACAAAAUUUAUGUUGGGUUUUAACUGUUGUAAUGUUGUGUCAGAUUUGUUUGUCUGAAAGCAGGUUUCUUUUGCAUCAAUGUCCGAUUAGGGCUGCCAACUGUAAUCAAGGCAAUUAACAGAGCAAUCUAAGGGUGGGACCCAUGAUGGAGGAACCUCCAGAUAGUGGGUGUUUUCAUUUUUUUCUAUUUCUGUGGCUUAAAAAAUGCCUUCCAUUGGGAGGGAAAAUAAGUGCACCAGCAACAGGGCUAGCAUACUUUCCCUCUCCAACCUUCAUUUUGGAGGUGUGUCAAGGGCUCCAAAAGGCUUUGGAUCCAGCAGACUGUCCCUGACAUUCCUCUUUCCCUUCUUGCCUCCUUCAGAGCACUGAUGGAGGUACAGCCACACAGAUUUCCACCACUGCAGUGAAGUCUCUGUGAGCAGACCUCUUUUCCCACCCCUUGAUCUCCUUGUCUGCCUGUGGAGAAGGAGAUUGACAAAGUUCUGUGGCACACAGAAUGCCCUCCCAAAGACCAUUUAAUUGCAGAUUUUAAAAAAAUGCACCCUAGUUAAUCAGAGGAUUGACAGAUAAAUAAAGAUCCUGGGAUUUUUAAAGAGCAUGAUACAAUGCACGUUAUACAAGUAUAUCAGGUCCUUCCUCUCUACCAAUGCUGUGGAGUCGGUACACCAAACCUUCGACUCCGACUCCUCUAUUUUUCUACUGUCCGACUCCGACUCCACCCAAAAUUGCUUCUUGUCAAUCAAAAUUUAUAUGGAAGUCGGAGUCGGUACAUUUGUACCGACUCCUCCCAAAAUUGCUCUUGACUCUGACUCCUACUCCACCCAAAAUUGCUUCCGACUCCACGACUCCGACUUCACAGCCCUGCUCUCUGCCUCAGUGUGGAUCCAAAAUAAAUGGAAAGAUUUGGAUUCCUGCAUUGAGCAGAGGGUUAGACUGAAUGAUAUUAUAGGCCACUUCCAACUCUAUGAUUCUAUGAUUGCUUGUCUACCAUAUAAUCUAAAGCCAGUACAGGGGCUUAUGAUCUCAAAGAAUUAAGGUGAAUAUUUUAAAUAUGAGUAAUAUUACAUUAUUUUAUUAAUACAAUAGUAUUUAAUGUUAGUGAUCAUAGGUGGAAUCCAACACUGCAUGAGCAGACUCCUUCUUCCUACUGUAAGCCCUCAAGAUCUGGUCCAGAGGGUUGAGGAAUCGUCCAGAGCAGAUUUUGGAGGCAGAAACUGCAUGAGGAACUGCAUAGGAGAGGAGACAAAGUAGCAAUUCCAUUGUAUGAGUAGAAACCACUCGUGCAUGGACAGUGUUGGAUUCAACCUCAUUUUUUUUUCCAGAUUCUGCAUGUUUUAUGAACAUCCAGCAAGCACAUACUAUCUGGAUUCAUUGCAAAGUAGGGGAACACUUAACAUUAUUACAGUCUGAUAAGCUGGACCCAAACAUUCCUCUCUCAGUAAGAUUCUUUUGGAGAAAGUGAAAUUUUGGAUCCAACCAACUAAAAUUAAUUAAGUAUAAACCACUUACAAGGUUUAAAAUAGCUGUACACCUUUGAUUUUAAUGAGUCUUUAGCAUGUGCAACUUUCUUUGUUUAUUUUGUUGGUGUUGCUUAUCUGGUAGAAAAGCAGGUAACAGGUUUUCUGUCUCAAGAAGUCUGCUGCUGCAAUGCAUAGUACCCCAAAGAAUACUAAAACGUAAAUUGGAAAAGGAGGGUCUCUUGGAGGGCAUUCUUCAAAGGAGUAAUAAAUUCAAGCUGUCAGUUUGAUCAUAAAUUAAGGCUCAAUUUUUAUUCAAGUAUUUGUAUUAAUACAGCAUUCAAAGAAGAGGGGGAGAACCACUUAGUGCUUUUCUAACAUUUUUCCAGAACUUUUUCUACAAGUCUAUAGAAUAUUCAAAAUAGGGUGUAUUGGUCUGCACUCCUACACAGACAUCAUUAUAGGUUGGCAUGCUAGUUUCUUCCAUUUUACUUUCAUUAAAGAAACUGGAGAUAAUGUAGGAUUGCUUAGCAGGUAAAAUCCUUACGUUUUCCCUCCCAUAAGGUCAGCUAUGUGGGUACACAAUCAUCCGUAUCUGUCUGUAGAAGAAUGUUACUGACAUCCAAGAGAUGUAUAGAGAUGACUACAGCAAUUUUUGUGAUCAUGGUGACUGGAGAACUUGUUGCCACAAUUAUGGAAAUGGCUGCUGUUUAUUUUUUGUACUAACCAGUUCACAUUAAAGUUUCUCCAUGCGUUGAAGUGUGCAUGUGUGAACCAGUUUUUAACAUAUCUAAAUUUGAACAUUGUACUUGACUGACAGCUAUCGUAAAGUUCUGUAAAAAAAUAUAUAUUUUGCAUCUAAAAAUGUUUCUAUAUAAAUAAUAUCCAGUGUAUUUAAGAAUUAAAUUUCUACAUACCUGUGACGGAAGAGUGCUCCUUUGGACUCGGUAUAUUUACAAAAUUUAAUAU
Molecule: messenger RNA, 5502 nt
Organism: Rhineura floridana
Lineage: Eukaryota; Metazoa; Chordata; Lepidosauria; Squamata; Rhineuridae
Gene: FBXL4
Product: F-box and leucine rich repeat protein 4
Exons: 11
Coding region: 818-2662 (614 amino acids)
Biological process (GO): SCF-dependent proteasomal ubiquitin-dependent protein catabolic process
Cellular component (GO): SCF ubiquitin ligase complex
Molecular function (GO): protein binding
Source: RefSeq, a predicted model, not a curated record